Messenger RNA from Centrocercus urophasianus (Greater sage-grouse), 2546 nucleotides. It is a transcript of the gene IGFBP2, whose product is annotated as insulin like growth factor binding protein 2. Lineage: Eukaryota; Metazoa; Chordata; Aves; Galliformes; Phasianidae. Gene Ontology annotation, cellular component: extracellular region. Gene Ontology annotation, biological process: regulation of insulin-like growth factor receptor signaling pathway. Bases 1926 to 2396 code for a protein of 156 amino acids. Gene Ontology annotation, molecular function: insulin-like growth factor II binding; insulin-like growth factor I binding. The record is from RefSeq and is a predicted model, not a curated record. The transcript is spliced from 4 exons.
UGGCAAGUUUUUUUGUCCCUGAUGAGAUGCAGAAGGAUUGCCCAAACGAAACAAGGACUAAAACUCUGCAAAUCCUCCCACUGUGGCUCCGGCAUUGUUUAGUCUUCCACUUAGGUCUGUAAAGCCAAUCCUGAAAUGGUUGUAGGCGGAAAGUAACAUAAACCACCACGUAGCUAGGAAGCAGGGGAUGUUGCUCAUUGCACAAGAAGCUUUGGGUAUUUUGAAGAUGUUGGGAAUGUUGGAACAAAACAGCGGCAGUCUGUGGAAAUCGGGCUGAGAACCUCCACCCCCUCGGGGAGCCAAGGGCAUGAACUCCUGUGGAUGGAGGCAGCGAGAGGGAGGCUCAGCACCUCCGGGGACCGGGGCCUCCAAAAUAGUUCCGAUGCCACUGGACCGCAUGGUUUUAUGGUUUAUUUCAGGUCAUCGCAUCACCAACUUGACACAGUGCUGAGUGAAGCUGCCCGCAUGCGGGACAGAGGGCUCUUACUGUGUGCGGAGCUCUUAUGCCAGCCCUGAGUGAAUUCAUUCCUUCAGCACGGCACAGAGCUCUGCACACCAUGCUAAAUUAAGGUGGAUUAACAGGUCGGGCACUUGGAGCAGAGCGAGGACUGCCUGUACAGUAUCCUAGCACCCUGCUUGCUGGCAUGCUGUGUCCCGGUCCCCAGUGGCCAUUUUAGAACUGAGCAGGAUCAUUAAGGUUGGAAAAGACCUCUAUGGUCAUCUAGUCCAACUCCAUCCCAUCCCUACUGUGCCUGCUAACCAUGUUGCUCAGUGCCAUAUCUCCACAGUUCCUGAAGACUUCCAGAGAUGAUGACUUCACCACCUCCCUGGGCAGCCUGUGCCAGUGCAUCAUUGCUCUUUGCUCCUAAUGGAGAUGAUAUCCUAGGAUUAAAGGAUUAAGGUGCAGGCAAACUUGAGCUUGCAGGGCUGGGGCUGCCCCAUUGACCAGGGACUAGGGACUCCCAUGGAACAAAAACAGCACCAAAAUAGUUAACCAUUAGCAAAGCAGUUUGCUCUAACAUCCAGUUAAAAUCCCUAUUUGGGAUUUGGCCCCAAAUGCCACACAUCCUUCCUCAUGGGUCAGAUGUCAAAACCUCCAUUUCCCCCUUGGCAGGCAGCUGCUAAAAGACAGUUUAAUGUAUUGCUCCAAAACACAGAAGACUCUGAUGUUGGAGGUAGCAAAAUGUAAGUGGAAUUUUAACAGCAACUCGAAAAUCAUGCCAGUAAUGCUAUGACUGCAUUUUUCACAUCCACUGAAUUGCCAGGAAGACCUCUUCUUUCCCCCAGCUUUUCUACGGAAACAAAGCAUUUGUCAUGCUCUGCAUGUUCACAUGUGUAUCUGCCCUUCCGCCUCCAAAGCUCCUGACCCCGCCAGAUGCCCUGACGUAGCCUUAAAGGUCAGAAAGGUGUAGGCAGCGGGCAGGGGAGAGCCUGGAUAUGAGCAUCUCACAUGCUCUGCACCAGUUAGCUUUCGAGUCAGAAGUGCACAGGCAUGGGAGAAACUCAUUACCAGAGCUGUAGCUGGGCAUCCAGCUUGGCUUAUGCAGGCUUGCGUAUUGUGAGACAUCGGAGAAGCCAGCUGCAAAGAGCCAGUCCAUGGCACUGUGUUGAUAUUGCUGCUCCGGCUGAACUGAAGGGCUGCAGAGCUCUGGAUUGUGGGAGAAGUUAUUACAAGUGAAAUGCAAUUAAGAAGAGCUCCAAGGAUGGUACGUGAAUGAGAAAGCAUACAGCUCCUCCAUCCUUGUUGCCUCUGGGAUUCUGCCAGUAGAUGGACCAGGUUUCCAAGGUCUCCCGCAUCAGCUGUGUCUGGUCAAGGAUGAAACCGACUGGGUCCUGGGCUGGUUGCCAUCUUUAGAUAUGAAGACAAUGGUGAUGACCGGUCUGAGAGCAUCCUUGCUGAGAACCAUGUGGACAGCACUGGGGGGAUGUUGAGUGGAGCCAGCAGCAGGAAACCCAUUAAAACAGGCAUGAAGGAGCUGGCGGUGAUGAGGGAGAAGGUGAACGAGCAGCAGCGGCAGAUGGGCAAAGUGGGCAAGGUCCAUCACAACCAUGAGGAUUCAAAGAAGUCGCGGAUGCCGACAGGCAGGACCCCUUGUCAGCAGGAGCUGGAUCAGGUCCUGGAGCGCAUCUCUACCAUGCGACUGCCGGAUGAGCGAGGUCCCCUGGAGCACCUCUACUCCCUCCACAUCCCCAACUGUGACAAGCAUGGCUUGUACAAUCUCAAGCAGUGCAAGAUGUCGGUGAAUGGGCAGCGUGGAGAGUGCUGGUGUGUGGACCCCAUCCAUGGGAAGGUGAUCCAGGGUGCACCCACCAUCCGUGGGGACCCCGAGUGCCACCUCUUCUACACAGCCCAUGAGCAGGAGGACCGGGGAGCACACGCCUUGCGGAGCCAGUAGAUGGAUGUAAUCCUGCUUGCUGUGGCCCCGGUGCUGGAUUUUUUACAUGGGUUUCAGCAUGUCUCUUUUAGGCUCUGGAAGAGACCGGGGUUGGGUCCUGUGUGCUGCCCUCCUGCUGCCCCAGUUCUUGGGGAGGGAAGAGAUGACAGG